Saccoglossus kowalevskii is the source of this 1671-nucleotide messenger RNA. RefSeq names its product epithelial sodium channel subunit alpha-like. The record is from RefSeq and is a predicted model, not a curated record. Gene Ontology annotation, molecular function: ligand-gated sodium channel activity. Lineage: Eukaryota; Metazoa; Hemichordata; Enteropneusta; Harrimaniidae. Gene Ontology annotation, cellular component: plasma membrane. Gene Ontology annotation, biological process: sodium ion transmembrane transport.
AUGACUGAGUACGGCUACAGGGAUCACAACAAUGGAGACGUUAAGAUGGACAUGUUUGGUCGACACACGGAGGACAUUUCAACGUCCGUGGAGACGCCAAAAAAAAGCUACCUGGCAGAAAGUGAGAACAGCCCGCCGGGAGAUGGAAAUAGUAAAAUUGGAGAGCUGGGAAAGAACUUGAUGGAAACGACCACAUGCCAUGGCAUUGGACGGAUUUAUGGUGGGACUAACUGUUACCGUAAAUCCUUCUGGACAUUGGUAUUUAUGGUGGCAACAUCUAUGUUUCUUUGGCAGUUUAGCGAACUUCUUAUCAACUAUUAUGAUCGAGACGUAACUGUCAGUCUGGAUAUUAAAUUUGACAGGAAUCUCAAUUUUCCAGCAGUGACAAUCUGUAAUUUGAAUCCAAUUAAACUCAGUAUUAUGGCCAUGGAUGAAAAUCUCCGGGAAAUGUUUGGAUUCGAGGCUGAGUAUGAACCUACUUUGGCGCCGGCACCCGGUCCACCUGGAACGGGCCCUCCUCUGGGUACAAUGGCGCCAACACCGUCUUCACGAAAGCGACGACAUCUACAAAGAGAGAAACGGGCGGACGAUGAGCUCCAAAACUGGGAUACAAAUCCUCCAGACUAUGAUGCCGUGGACACCAAGAUGGAGACUGCUUUCUCUGUGUAUGAUUACAUGGGUGCAAUUGAGUAUGAACAGAGAAUGAGGUUUGGUCACGGUCUUAAAACCUUUCUUGUAGAUUGUACUUGGAAAGGCUACCCAUGUGGGCCAGGUAAUUUCACUAAGUUCUACAAUUACAUGUACGGCAAUUGUUUCACGUUCAAUUCUGGCGAAGACGGCACCACUCAAGCGACGAACAAUCCAGGACCCCUACACGACUUAAAAGAAUCGGCUGGAGCCAGACUACUAAUUCAUCCACAGAAUGUGAUGCCUUUCCCGGAAGACAAUGGUUUGACUUUACAGCCUGGCACGGAGACAAAUGUCGGUCUACGGAAGGUCGUUAUCUCCCGUCAACCAUAUCCGUACGGAGAUUGCGAAACAUCGACGAAAGUGACGUCAGACAACAACAUAUUCACCAAUUUCUUUGGAACGGAGUACAGCCAGCAGUCAUGCGAGAAGAGCUGUUUCUAUAGUCACGUUGUUACCGAGUGUGGAUGUAGUGACGCAAAGUUCCGAUAUAACACUACAUACUCUCCAUGUACGUCUAGUAAUGAGACACAGAGGGAAUGUAAGGAAAGCGUGGAAAACUUGUACCUCGAAGGGAAAUUAUCCUGUGAUUCUGAUUGUCCGCAACGAUGCGAAGAUGACGACUAUAGGAUGACAGUAACCAGCGGUCUCUGGCCAAACAACGUCUACGUGGAUGAAAUAAUAUCAGAUGUACAACAGAUGAGCACUGAUCUACAUUCACGAGCAACAGAGGAAGACAACUUUGCAUAUAACAAUUUAUUAAAAGUGAACAUUUAUUAUGAACAGUUCAACUAUGAAUCGAUUACAGAGUCGCCAGCAUACCAGGCAGAAGAUUUUCUCAGCGAUGUUGGUGGACAAAUGGGACUAUGGAUUGGAAUGUCAGUCAUCACAAUUUUUGAAUUCCUCGAAUUUGUGUUUGACAUUUGUUCCUGGAUUGGAAGGAAAUGCACGGGAAAGAAGAAGAGAAGUACCCUACCCAUAUAA